CGAAACCGACAAAAACACACGCCGCGGCCUGGCCCCGCCUCGUACGGCCGCGCCAUUCGACAUGCACACUCUCAUGGGCAUCCCGCGACGGCCCUGACGUCGUCCGCGCGUCUCCCGUGAGGUCGACCGGCGACGGCCUACAACACGUCGCCGGGGAUCACAUCCCAAAACACGCCUACGCGCCGCGCAAACACCCACAGCGCGUAGCGUUUGCGUGCACGACCUCACCUUUGUCUGCACGCAGGUGCCCCGCCCAACACACACCUCCUCUUCGGCCCACCUUGCGCAACACCUUCGCGCCCAUGGCUCGGCAGUGCCACGAGCACAUCCGCGGGGCCGCUCACGCCUCUGCGCACGCGGCACCAUCAAGGCAGAAGAAUUCCGCUCUAGGUGCGGCGGUCCCAUGGGCACGGCCGCGCGCGCGCGCAGAAACUUCCUGCAGAUGGUGCUGGCUGGCGUGCGCGCGCCGCCCGCCGUGGCCCCAUCGAAUGCCGACGCGAGCGCCUUGGGCGUCGCUGUACGCACGAGGGCGGAGCGGUCUACACCCGAGGGCAUGCAUCCUGUGCCCGUCCCUGAGCGAGGUCGAGGGAGGGGUGCGGGGCCGGCGGUCGGGCGCGAGCGCACAAGUGACACCGUGCCCGACGAGUGAGCGCCGUUUCCUCGCGCCCGGGUGCUGCAGCACGGACAAGUGCGCUCGGCAGGACGUACGGACGCCGCCGCCGCGGGAGCAAGCCCGGAAGGCGACGCCCGCCGUCGCUGACACGCGCCGCCACGCCGGCAUCCCCACACGACGGGCGCGAGGCGGCGGGCAGACACGUAGCACCUCUAUGUACGCGGCCCGCCGCGCCCGACACGCAUCGAGCCGCCCCGGCCGACCGUCUUCCUCGCGUCCUGCCUCGUGGGCGCCAUGUACGGUAAUCUAAGUGUGUUCCUACCACCUCCCACCCGAUCUCGCCGCCCCAAGACGCUUCUGUCGACUUGCCGAGAAUUCGGCCGGCCCUGCGGGGUUCGUGCGGAGCCUCUGCUGCUGUGCAUGCCGCGCGAGAGCGGCGGUCUUGGACGUGGGGAUGGGCACGGGAGGAUGCGGAUCUGGCAGGCGGCCCCGAACGAUGCCAGCGGGAGGCACUGCUAUCGAGAGAAGUCCCGUCAGUACGUAGCUCGCGGGCGUCGCGUCAACUCACCGCGGGUGGCACGGAACAACACGCGCCGCGCCGCCUCGCGCGUGCCCGAUCGCGAUGCGAGCUGUACGAGUACGUGAGCACGAUGCGCAGAAUCGUCGGGCGCGACGUACCGUCCAACUCGAGCCGUGCCCCCCGCCGCGAUACCGCCCGUCGCGCCCCUGUCGCGCAGCCACGCACAUCUCAUGUAUUUAUGUGCGAAUCUACGUCAGUUCUUCGC
Trametes versicolor FP-101664 SS1 is the source of this 1398-nucleotide messenger RNA. RefSeq lists its product as uncharacterized. Lineage: Eukaryota; Fungi; Basidiomycota; Agaricomycetes; Polyporales; Polyporaceae. The annotation marks the transcript as partial. The transcript has 3 exons. The record is from RefSeq and is a predicted model, not a curated record.